Molecule: messenger RNA, 912 nt
Organism: Paramecium sonneborni
Lineage: Eukaryota; Ciliophora; Oligohymenophorea; Peniculida; Parameciidae
Source: the annotation of a GenBank genome assembly
AUGAGUAAAUCUAAUAGUCCUCUUGAUCAAUAAUUUAUGCAAUAUAGAUUUACUAUUGAAAUAGCAGAACGAAUGUAUAUUCCAUCUGAUGAAAUGGAAUAAAUAGUGGCUAAAGAAAAGUUAGAAGCUGAUGAUAUGAAUAAUACUUAUACUAUGGUGUAUAUUUAAAUUUUUUGUAUUUUCUUUUAAAUAAUAUAUAAUAACUUAAAAAUUUAGAAAAUAAUAAUAGUAAAAUGCUCCAAAAGAUCCAAAGGCCAAACCUACAGUUCCUCCUCCAAUUAAUAUAUUAAAUCAGGCAGUUUUUGAAAAAGAUACUAUAAUAACAAUCGAAGAUUUGUCAACAUUAUUAAGAUAAACAUAGCAAAAAUUGUUUGAUUACAUAACAAGUUGUCUAAACUUCUAAAAUGAAUAAGCUAAUGAAAGUGAUAAAGAAUUUAUCAAAUAAUCAGAAAACUCAAAGAAUAACAAGCAUGCUUAGAUAGGACCUCAGAAACAAGAUAUAAAAAAUAAAAUUACAAUUCAUAAAAAAGGUGAUCUAAAAUAAUAUGUUUAGGUAUGAAAGAUAUGCAAAAUAAUUAGUAGAAAGAAUUGAUGAUCAAACAGAAUAAAUUAACUUGUUAUAAGAAGGAGGACUGUUGGAUAUGAAAGAUUAUAUUUAAGAAUAUUAAACUCUAAAAAAUAAUCUAUAAUCUGCCACAACUUUAGUAAAAUUAUAAGGAAUUUAAAAUACUGUUAAAGAGAAUUAUUUUAAUUUUGGAGAAAGUAAAAAGUAUAAUUAUCUUAGAAAUAAAUGAUUUAGAAAAGAAAUUAAGUUAUUUUGCUAAUCAAGAAUUAGAUGUCUUGUUAUAGAAAAAUAAUGAUUUUAUGAGAGAUUGCAAACCUAAUGAAAAUUUUAGAGAAGAAUUAGAAUGA